This is a messenger RNA of Pocillopora meandrina, 1523 nucleotides long. Lineage: Eukaryota; Metazoa; Cnidaria; Anthozoa; Scleractinia; Pocilloporidae. The record is from the annotation of a GenBank genome assembly.
CUCAAAGCCAACUUCAGUUUUCUGUCACAUGGGAGAUUUUGGAUGUGGGAAUGGUGGAUGGACGCCGAUUAUGAAGAUCAACGGUUCAAAGGUAAUGGCUUCUGCUUCAAUUUAUGCAUGUUAAUGAAUUCUCAACAUCUCUCUCCAAACCCGUUUAAGACUUUGGAGCGUUGGAACACUUAGCCUCCACGAUGCCGCAUUGUAAGUCAGUCAUGUGCGUAUGAAAGCUUACAUGUAUUUUAUGAGUGAUUUGAGGCUAACCUUAUGAUUUUGGAGGACUACUCGAAAUUUGGUUGAUUUUGAGGAGGCCGAUGAUAUGCGGUGCGCGCUUAAAGUGAGAGGAUUUGUAUAAGAAAUCAUAACGCCUGAGGUAUUUGAAUUCGAUUGCUUUGCUGAUAGUUUUCCCGCUGAGUUGUAGCAGUGAUAGGACGGGAGAUGUGUGAGUGGGUGUGUUUCUGAGAGCAAUUGUACUUUCAGUUUUCUUUCGCGGUAUAUAUUAAGACCGUAGAGCAAUACGUCUUUGGUGAUUGUAAACCCUUUUACAUAAUCUUCUUUUGUCGCGAAUAGUAUGACCAUGUCAUCCGUGUAAACAAUUUUUUUUUUAUCUGUUAUACUCACUUGCCGCAAAUUCCCGUAUCUACUCUCUAUGUGUGCUGCCUAUAUGUGAUUGGAAUUGGAACACCACAACCAUUACUUACGAUUUCUGAAGUUUGUGACGUGGUCCAGAACGCGGCACACAGUAUCAAAAACAAUAACAAUCAUAGGAUGAUUGAUAGUCUCAGGAUUUCACCCAUUCUCUUCGAAUUAUUUUCUGUUCUACAGAACAAGGCAAUAUAUCUUUUCAUAUGAUUUAAAAUGUCAUUGCUUAGUUGUAAAUAGCUGUGGUUUUCUUUGAAGUGCAUGUGAUUCAAUUUACCAUUCUUUUAGUAAGGGGAAUGUCUUUGGAGGUCUUCGAGCUUUCAUAGAUAAUAAUGUCUAUUUAUCGGCGUCGUAUCAGUAAAUAUUUUUAUUUUAUUCCUUACCAGCAAAAUUUCAAUUACCAUUCUGAACUUUGGAAUAACACGGACAGCUUUAAUCUUCCGGGAGGAGAGACUGGAUUUGAUUCACAAGAAACCAAAUUACCGACCUACUGGGACACACCCUUCUCCAAGAUCUGUCUUGGGAUGAGGAUCGGAAAUGUGACAAAUUUUAUUGUCAUAGAGAAACAGGCGAAUUCUCUAUUCUCGCUAAUUGCUGACGGGCAGCAUCGUCAAACCACUCUAGGUCGUGACCUGUGGAAGUCUCUGAUUGGUUCAGAGGGCUCCUUGCAGUUGACCUGCAACAAGGAGGGUUUCAACACUGCAUGUGGCAAGCAUCGCGCAAGAAUCGGCAUCCUUAGUAACAAUGAAAAACAUUGCAGGUCCUGUAAUUCCAAAAUUGGUUUCGGAAUGAGUAAAGAGAAUAUUUGUGGAAACAAAGCAAAACAUGAAGGAGACAACGGAGAUAAGAACAUAAAAGUCAUGGGAUAUAUCCUUGUUAGGUAA